Molecule: messenger RNA, 1351 nt
Organism: Cyprinus carpio (common carp)
Lineage: Eukaryota; Metazoa; Chordata; Actinopteri; Cypriniformes; Cyprinidae
Product: CMRF35-like molecule 3
Exons: 6
Coding region: 118-1128 (336 amino acids)
Source: RefSeq, a predicted model, not a curated record
CAUUCAGCAGUUCUUGUUUCAGAUGUUUCCAGGAAACACUAAUCUGAACACACAUCGAGAGCUUCAGAAGAACUGAAUCUACUAACAACAGAGAAGAUCACUGAAGAAGAGAGAAGAAUGAAGAUCAUCUGGACUUUCACUCUGCUGAUGAUUCCUGGUGUGGUGAGCUCCAUCAGAGUGAGAGGAUAUUCAGAAGGAAAAGUCAACAUCACAUGCACAUAUGAUAGAAAAUAUACUGACAAUGCAAAGUAUUUUUGUAGAGGAGAGUGGCUCACGUGCUCUGACCUCAUCAGAACCGAGACUAAAGAUAAAUGGGUUGAUUCUGGAAGAUUCUCUCUGUUUGUCGACACAAGAGCAGCAGUUUUCACUGUGACCUUCAGAAAUCUGAGUGAACAGGAUUCUGGGACGUACUGGUGUGGAGUUGAGAAACCAGGACUAGAUCCUUACACUGAAGUGAAUCUGAAGGUUGUAACAGAUGUUCCAAAUAUGACAACAUCAUCAUCAUCAACUUCUUCUGUUUUCAAACCUUCUGCAUCAGUGUCUUCUGACAUGUCCAAAGUGUUUUCAGGCUCUUCUCUGAUCAUCUUUCUGGUUCUGGUUCUUCUGGUUCUGAUCAUCAUUGGUCUCUUAUUACUGUUUAUCUAUAAGAAGCAUCAGUCUCGAGGCGGUGAUUCGUCAUCUCAGACUGGAGCAGGAAAACAUGAAGCAGUUUCUCACACUGGAUAUGUUUAUGAUGAGAUUAAAGACACUCACAAAAAAUUACCCACAAACCCCUCUGAUUCAUCUAACACUGUUUAUGCCACUGCUCAAUUACCCACAAACCCCUCUGAUUCAUCUAACACUGUUUAUGCCACUCCUCAAUUACCCACAAACCCCUCUGAUUCAUCUAACACAGUUUAUGCCACUGCUCAAUUACCCACAAACCCCUCUGAUUCAUCAGUUUACUCUACAGUUCAGGAAGCCUCUGGUGACUCUCAGAUCUUCGUCACACCUGCUGAGGAUCUGAAUUACGCCGUGGUGAAUUUCCAGAAGAAAGCAGAGUGUCCUGACAGAGUCAGUUUGAGGAAUAAUCAGGAUUACAGUGAAUACGCUGCUGUCAAUCACCUCCUUAGUUGUGAUGCUCCUUAGUUGUAAAAUUUAGAUACAGUCUUUUGGUCAGAGUUUGGUGACAGAUGCAUGCUGAUAUCUUUGUGUGAAUGUGCGGUUUGUGUUUGCUCAGUCUCUUCCUGUCAUUCAUUGUGUUUGUCGGGGAAGUCAUGGCCUAGUGGUUAUAGAGUUUAACUCCUAACCCUAAGGUUGUGGGUUCGAGUCUCGGGCUGGCAAUACCACGACUGAGGUGCCCUUGAGCAAG